CGGUUGUUUUUAGCGGAUAUUCGAAACAGCAGUAGACUUGCCAACGUAGAGCAGUUCUGAAGAGAGAAGUAAAUGGGGAAAUUGAAAUAGAAAUAAAGAAACAGUGAAUCGAGAGAGAGUGAGAAUUACAACGAAGAGAUUAAGCCAGAAGAGAGAGAGAGAGCAAAUAAAAAGUCUCAUUGAAAUGUAAUGAAAAUAAAGUGCAACAACAUACGGUGAGCGUGAUUGAUGAGUUGUACUAUUGCACUUGUGGAGUAAAUAUUUACAAAAGAGUGCGAGAGAGAGAGUGAAUUUAAAGAGAGCGCCAUUGUCAUUGCGGACAGUGAGUAAUGAAUGGAAUAACAUGUACAUAAAUAUGUAAAUGUGUAAGUGCAGUCCAAACGAGACAAAAUCGAAACAAAAACAACAUAAUUAAAAUACAAAACAACGACAACAAGAAAAAAGAAAACAAAAACAAUAGCAAGCUCAGUGGUAUACAGCAACAGUAUAUAAAGUGCAAACUGCCUGCCACCCACAUGCAAACAUUGAUGCACGGCCACAGCCAAAAGUUAAGUACAUAACUUUUUUUGUGGACCUUUGUACGUGUGUAUGUGUGUGUAUAUAUAAGCCAACCAUAACUCCUACAUCAAAAUACACCGUUACGGAGAACACACUUGUAUACGUAGAUAUAUUGUUGUGCUGCUAUAUGCAUUUUCUGCCAUUUAUGUUUGUGCGAACAUUUUCCAGAGAUAGGAUAAAAACAACAACACCAACUGCGGAUAAGGAUGUUGUGCUAAAGGCGGCUCAGAAAGCAAGCAACAUUUUGCGCUCUUUCGUCGGGAUAACGUUGAAGUGAACGGUUGGUUGUUUGUUGACAAUUAAAAAAAAUUGUUCGGAAAGUGUGAAAUACAUCAUUUAGAAAUAAAAAAAAAAAAUAAAAGAAGAAAAUAAUAAAUUGCUUAAAAAGUGAAAAAUAAUAAAAAAUAUCAAAAAGAAAUGUUGUAAAAAAUCUCAAAAAAUAAAUUGAAGAAUAUAUAUCAAAUAAAAUAUAUCAAGCAAAAAUUUUGGAUAUUGGUGUUAAUGAUUAUGUGCUACGACUAAAGUAGAAUAAAAAAUCACCGGAUAAAAUACUCAUCAGAAAACAAGGUGUCGCUUUUAAAGCCAAAUUCAUUGUCACAGGAGAAUCAGCAUAACAAUAUUCCCCGCUGGCCAGAAUAUGUAUGUUUUUACAUGUUUGCUAACAAAAAUCCACAGAUAGCCCAAGUGACAUAGAAAUUAAUAUUUCAUGGAAAAUCUAAUAAAAACUCAAAUGAAUAUCACCGUUCUGACAAACAUGAAAAUUAAAUCAAUGUUUUGUCAGACUAGGGGCGAAUAAAUGAAUGGCUGAAUGAACGGAAUUCUCGCUGAGACCAUGAAUAGCAGCGAAACGCUAAAAAAUGCUUACCAACUUGAGCACUGAAGCCACUGGUGGUCGCUGUUGAUUACAUCGUAUCUGCAACCAGUCACACCUACGAAUGCAGGCCAGCCAGCCAUCAGCCAUUCGACGAAUCACAGCGUGCUAACUGAUGCUUAAACAGUGAUCAAUAAUAAAAUAAAUAAAUCAACAGCAUAAAUUUUUUGCAAAAUCAGUUGGCGUAAAAAAAUCAUUGGAAUCAGCGUUUCAACGAAUGGCGAACAGAAAAAAGCCGAAACGAAGCAACCAAUGAAUGUAAAAACCUGUCAGAAUAUAUGUAUGUAUGCAUGUGUGUGUGUUACAAGCAAAUCCCCAAUCCAUAUCCUUCAGGCCGUGGCAUUUUUCUGUUUUUUGCUGUUUGGCAUCAGCAGGAACAGCAGCAGUUCCAGUAAAUAUCAACAAAGUCAGCAGCUUUUAACGGCAUCAACACCGACAUCAACAACACCAUUAAACUGAGCCUAAUGAAAUUGUAAAUUUAUAACACUUUUUCUCCAUUUAUUUUCAUUUCACGUGAAACGAAGCAAAAACAGCAGCCAAGCCAAGCAAACAACAGCAACAGCAGCAACAAAAAAAAGGACUCACUUAAAAUUGAAAUUGAAUUAACAUAACCCUUAUCAAAAUUCAUGCGCUUGAACAUGUAGGACACGGGACACGCUUGAGUCAAAUCAAUAUUGAACAACGCACUUGCUCUCACAUACACACAGAAACAUACAAACACACACGUAUACAUACACGCGCGCUUAUAACUUGGCUGAAACAAAGCGUAACAAAGUAUAAGAAAGAGCAAAAACUAAUAGAAAUUAUAAAGACCUACGCAGGAUAACGAAGGACGUGUCAUACAACGAACACACCCCGACCCCCCUACACAACUUGUAACAAGGAUAAUAACAAAUAAAACCAACACCACCACCACCACCCCCUCUCAUCUUCAUCGACAUCCUCUCGGCUACAGGAAAACCCACAUCACCAUUAGUCAGAGCAGGGCCAAGGCCAACAACAGGAUCAUUGUCAGCAUUGUAAGCGUUUUCGUUCGGCCCAAAAUGUAAUGGAAUUAAGUGGCAUACACAAAAAAUGGAUUUCGUCGGCCUUUUUAAGGCUGUUUUAUUCCUGUACACAGUCAGAGUUCAAUGGUAUGUCACGGUCAAUGGAUUGGAUUUACAAGGCCCAGUAUUUCUGCACGAGCCGGCGCAUCGCGUGGAAUUCUCAAAUAAUUCCGGAGGUCUCAUUGAGUGUUCCGGCCAUGGCAGUCCGCCACCGGAGGUGGAGUGGACGCCCAUACCACCACAACAGGAUAUGGUGGUGCAAACAACAAAUGGUAGUCUGAUGUUCUAUCCAUUCACAGCGGAAAAGUUUCGUCACGAAGUUCAUUCCAGUGUUUAUAGAUGCAAAUUAAGAAACUUGGUCGGCACAGUUCUUAGCCGCGAGGUCCACGUUAAAGGCGUGGUUAAUCAAAAAUAUACCGUUCAAGUGCACGAUGAAUAUGUGAUGGCUGGCAAUACGGCAGUAUUGAAAUGUCAGGUGCCCAGUUACAUGUCAGAGUUUGUUAUGGUCACCGCUUGGAUACAGGACACAGGGAUGCACCUGUAUCCCAAUACAGACAUAGGUGGCAAAUACACGGUCCUCUCCAAUGGCGAACUGUACAUCAAUAAUGCCGGACCGAAUGAUGCAUACAAAAGUUAUACGUGUCGCACCGUAAAUCGAUUAACUGGUGAAGUCCAAGCCUCCACAUAUCCUGGUCGUAUUAUUGUUACCGAACCCAAAGGCAUGGUACAGCCACGCAUCAAUGUGGAAAAACACUCGAUGCGUCAUGUUGUGCUUAAUGGUCAGACGACAUUACCAUGCAUUGCUCAAGGCCAUCCAGUGCCCACCUACAGAUGGUUUAAAGAGGAAAACGAGCAGCUGUUGCCCCUGCAACUAAGUGAUCGAAUAUCGAUUGUAUCGGCAGGACUUUUGAAAAUAAGUAAGGCACGUCUCGAUGAUACCGGCAAGUAUUUGUGCUGGGUAAACAAUACCGCUGGAGAGGAAACGAUACAAGUCUCGUUAACAGUCACAGCACCGCUGACGGCUCAUCUACAACCCCAAGUACAAACUGUAGAUGUCGAUAAGGAUGCACAGUUCCAAUGCAUUGUAACCGGACAUCCGGUGCACGAUGUUAAUUGGUUGCACGACGGCAAGCCAAUACUGAGAGAUAAUCGGGUGGAGAUUCUUUCAGAUCCCCCACGACUCAUAAUAAAGAAAGUACAAAAAGAUGAUCCUGGCAUGUAUCAGUGUUUUGUAUCGAAUGAAUGGGAACAAAUACAAUCGACGGCUGAGCUGCAACUGGGAGAUGCCUCACCUGAACUACUGUAUUGGUUUUCGGAACAAACACUACAACCGGGACCAACUGUAUCACUAAAAUGUGUGGCAACAGGAAAUCCGUUGCCACAAUUUACAUGGACUUUAGAUGGAUUUCCGAUUCCCGACCAUUCCCGGUUUUUGGUUGGCCAAUAUGUGACGAUACACGACAAUGUCAUCAGUCAUGUGAAUAUUACAAAUGUCAAGGAGGAGGAUGGCGGCGAAUACACCUGUACGGCUCAGAAUGCAAUUGGCAAGGUAUCGCACAGCGCCAAAGUGAAUAUCUAUGGAUUGCCGCACAUUCGUGAAAUGCCAAAAAUAACUGGAAUAUCUGGACAUGAUUUAAUUGUUAAAUGUCCGGUAGCUGGUUAUCCAAUCGAUCGGAUACAUUGGGAAAGAGAUGGCCAAACAUUGCCCAUCAAUCGCCGCCAAAGAGCCUACAAUAAUGGCACUUUAAUCAUUGAACAACUACAAAGACUGGAGGAUGCCGGCACCUAUACCUGCAUGGCCCAAAACAAACAGAAGCAGACAUCCCGACGCAAUGUGGAAAUUCAAGUUUUAGUGCCACCCAAAAUAAUGCCCAUUCAAGCCAUGACAAACAUGCUGAGAGAAGGUAUGCGAGCGGCAAUAUCCUGUCAAAUACUGGAAGGUGAUUUACCUGUUAGCUUCAGGUGGGAGCGGAAUGGAAAACCUUUGAUCGGAACUGGCAACGAAGUCAUACGCCGCUUGGAUGAAUACUCAGCCAGUUUGGUCAUCGAACACAUAACCUCAGAACAUUCGGGUAAUUAUACAUGCAUUGCACAGAAUGUUGCCGGCACGGAACGUUUUACAGUGCCACUCACCGUGAAUGUACCACCCAAAUGGAUAUUGGAACCCAAAGACUCAAGUGCACAGGCUGGAGAUGAUGUCCUAUUGCAUUGCCAGUCAUCGGGUUACCCAAAACCGACGAUAACCUGGAAGAAAGCCAUCGGCCCGACACCGGGCGAAUACAAAGAUUUCAUUUACGAACCCACCGUUCAAUCUUUUCCAAAUGGCUCAAUACUCUUCAAGAAAAUCACCAAAGAAUCUCAGGGACAUUUUUUGUGUGAAGCCAAAAAUUCGAUCGGUUCCGGCGUGAGCAAGGUGAUAUUUCUCAAAGUGAAUGUUCCUGCUCAUUUUCAAACAAAAUCGAAACAAAUCUCCGUUGCCAAAGGCAAACAGGUGCACAUUCAGUGCAACGUCCAGGGUGACAACCCCAUUGACAUUCAUUGGAAAUUGCAAGCCACACAACAGACCAUAGACGAAUCAAUGGACACCAGAUACACGAUACGUGAUCAGAUACUUGACGACGGAAUGGUAUCUGAAUUAGGAAUUACCCAUACCUAUCGCCAGGAUACCGGCAUCUAUGUGUGUCAUGCAACGAAUACCUUUGGAGAGGAUGAAAUGACGAUACAAUUAAUUGUACAGGAAGUUCCCGAACAACCUAAAAAUUUGCGCAUUAAUUCGCAGCAGUCACGAAGUCUACAGCUGACAUGGAGUCAACCGUUCGCUGGCAACAGUCCAAUCGAGGAAUAUCACAUCUUCUAUAAACAAAUAUCGGACAUUUGGCAAAAUGCCGAACAUAUCACCAUUACUGGCUCUCAAACCGUAGUCAACAUUGCCAAUUUGAAACCGGCCAAAGCAUAUCACAUACGUAUGUCAGCAGAAAAUAAAUUAGGUUCAUCAGAAUUCUCUGAAGUAGUACAGGUAACAACACUGGAGGAAGUGCCCUCAGCCCCACCGCUCAACCUAAGGGCCGAGGCAAAAAGCUCCACCGAGAUUAGUGUCGUCUGGGAUGCACCGGAACGCGACCAUUGGAAUGGAAUUUUGUUGGGCUACUAUGUGGGCUAUCAGAUGUCGUUGAUGCCCGAGGCCUUGGAAAUCAAUCCCACAAUGGGUUUUAGUUUCAAAACGGUAGAGGUGCGAUCCCACUAUGGCGGUGAGACAGUUUUAAGUAAUCUCAACAAAUAUACGGAAUAUCACAUAAUCGUACAAGCCUACACGAGCCAAGGCAGUGGUCCACCCACCAAGGAAGUAACAGUACAGACACUGGAGGAUGUUCCCUCCUCACCGCCGGAGAGUCCCCAGUGCGACGUCUUGAGUUCCACAUCAAUUUAUGUAACAUGGUCACCGCCCGACAUUGAUGGUCAAAAUGGCAAAAUUAAAGGCUAUAAAAUAUUUUACAUAUCAUCCGAAGACUUGUAUGAAAAAGAUCCCGAGGUUGUGAAAUCAAAUAAUCAAUAUGCUACACUAGAAGGACUGAGUAAAUAUACCAACUAUUCGGUGUGGGUAUUGGCCUAUACCAAGGUUGGUGAUGGUGUGAAGACCAAGCCGUUCUAUUGUCGCACUCAUGAAGAUGUUCCAUCAGCACCACAGUCCAUAAAGGCCAUACCGGCAUCAAGUACAAAAAUUAUUAUAUCCUGGUUGCCGCCACAAUUUCCCAAUGGCGAUAUCAUCGGCUACACAUUCUACAUGUCAAUGCUGGAAGGUGGGCGCGAAGAGGGCACCCACAAACGUAUCCUUGGGCCCUAUGUCGAAAUGCACGAAACUCAACGUACUCAGGAAUCGGCAACCUAUCAAUUUUGGCUAACGGCAUCGACGAAAGUGGGCGAAGGUGAAAAGACAGACGUGGUCACAGUGCCACCGAAUAACAAGGUACCUGCUCGUAUUGUCUCCUUUAGUCAGCGUGUUGUUACACCAUGGAAAGAGAAUUUAGAGUUGACGUGUCGUAAAGUGGGUUCUCCGGCACCUGUUACCAUUUGGCGGCUAGAUGGUCAUAACUUGGAGACUAAUGCCCGUAAGACGAUUGCCAAAAAUGGAACGCUAAAUAUUCGUGAAGUCCAGUCUACCGAUGCCGGCAACUACACCUGCAGUGUUGAAAAUACCUGGGGCAAAGAUGAAAUUGUUUAUAGCGUUGUGGUCAAGGUACCACCGGAAGCACCAAAUCUCACGGUGAUUAGUGCCUAUUCGGAUAGUUUGUUGUUGGAAUGGUCGGACAAUAGUAAUGGCGGUAGUCCCAUCCUUGGGUAUGUCAUUAACUAUAAGCGGGACAAUGGAGACUGGGAGGAGCUGCAAGUUGAUGCCAAAUCCUAUUCACAUUUACUCAGCAACUUGUGGUGUGGCACCCGGUAUCAGUUGUACAUAACGGCUUUCAAUAAAAUCGGCACCGGCCUGCCCUGUGACAUUGUCAACACCCAUACUAAAGGCAAUCCCCCCGUGCAACCGAAACAUUCGCAGAUGAUAACAAAUAAUUCGACAAGUGUUACCUGUUGGCUGGAUUCCUGGGGUGAUGGUGGUUGUGGUAUUUUAUAUUUUAUGAUUGAGUCGCGGGUUUAUGGGAGAUCCACAUGGACAGUGGUCUCCAAUCAUAUACCCUCAACGGAACGAAUUUACACAGUUAGUGAUUUACAACCCGGCACCAAAUAUCAACUAAAAGUCACCGCUCACAAUAACGCCGGCUCUACAACGGCAUUGUACAAUUUUACAACAUUAUCGUCUCCAGGAAAUGGAUUUGUCUACAAUACCGAUUCAAAUGCCAUGCCCACCAUAACGGAUAGUCCAUUUUAUGCCAACUUCAAAGUUUUGCUGCCAAUUUGCAUUUCACUUUUUAUGCUGCUUGGUUUGGUGGCAGCAGUCCUAAUCAUACGCAAGCGCAAAAUCAGUAAUCAAACCCGUCUGGCGUCAUCAUCGAUGUCGGAGACACCCUCCCUCACCCAAUUGCAGAAUAAGCAGAAUCGUGAUCAGCAAUAUUUGGCAGUGCGUUGUAAUCCCAAUGUGGGUCCACCACGCACCUCCAACUCAAAUGAUUCCGGUAGUUUUGGCAAGGCCGAGGGCAACGAGUACAUUGAAGACAUUUGCCCCUAUGCCACGUUCCAAUUGAACAAACAACCCUACAGUGAGAGUUCGUACAGUGGUAAUGUUUACAGUGGACCCUAUCACUCGGUGAGGGGUUCAUUUGUGUAUCACGAUGUCAAGCCGGAUAGUUAUCAUACCAAAGAACCUGAAUACACUAAAGUUCGACGAAAGGUGGGUCGCCUGCGUGAUCCACAUUCCGAGAGUCAAGAAUCGGAUAAUCCAGGCUCAACAGAUUCCGAAGUUAGGAAAAUCCUAACACUUCACAUACCAAUUACAGAAUAUGACACACUCGGCUCUGAAUCGGACAACGAUGUAUCAGCGAGAGCUAUGAACUCGGCCAAAUAUCGUCCACCGAGAGAGACCCAAGAUGAAUCGUCGUCCUCGUCGGAUGCCACACCAACAAGUUUAAGUCGUAAAUUGAAGCCACCCUAUUCAACGCGUAAGGGCAAUAAAACCGGAACGACGGGCAAGAGGCAUAUUCGUUCGUCGAGUGGUUAUUCGAGUAAUCAUGAUGAGACAACUUUUAGUAUCGCCAACUUCCCACCCAACUAUCAAGAUCACAUAAAUCCUCCUGCUCGAUUUUCAGAUGAGAAAUCCAGCAACAAAUCACAGACAUCGCCGCGGGUGCGUUCCAACAGCAAACUGCAGAGGGAGACAUUUCAGAUAAAUGUCUAAUAGUAACCAAUGGACGUCCACACCCGUCCACCAACACCCCCUUCGACAGAAUAAUGGCUGAAUGAUUUGUUUUGGUAAAAUGAAAUUCCCCACAAAUCGGGCCCCCUGGAUUAUAGGUCACUAAAGACAAUCUUCCUGCUUUUGAAUUAAAUUCAAAUGAGGAAUGAUUUUUGUUCGGCCAAAAACACAGAUGUUUUUGAUUGUCCUUUGUUUACAAACAGAAAUUAUUAAUGUAUUUUGUGUAAAUGUUGAAUAUAUAUAAAGAAAAAAACAAAAACAAAAAUAUCGAUGUAAAAUGUUAUUAACUGCAAGUGACUAUUAUUAACCAAUGUAAUUGAGAUUGUAUAUACAUAUACAUUAAUGAAGGCAUAUACAUAUAGACACAUACACUUACACAUAA
Messenger RNA from Musca domestica (house fly), 8714 nucleotides. RefSeq names its product cell adhesion molecule Dscam2 (gene Dscam4). Gene Ontology annotation, molecular function: protein binding. Gene Ontology annotation, biological process: cell-cell adhesion. The transcript is spliced from 33 exons. The coding region runs from base 2504 to 8314 and encodes 1936 amino acids. The record is from RefSeq and is a predicted model, not a curated record. NCBI's taxonomy places the organism in Eukaryota, Metazoa, Arthropoda, Insecta, Diptera, Muscidae.